Messenger RNA from Dryobates pubescens (Downy woodpecker), 5976 nucleotides. RefSeq names its product ADAM metallopeptidase domain 23 (gene ADAM23). The record is from RefSeq and is a predicted model, not a curated record. Gene Ontology annotation, cellular component: presynaptic membrane. The coding region runs from base 130 to 2841 and encodes 903 amino acids. The transcript is spliced from 28 exons. Lineage: Eukaryota; Metazoa; Chordata; Aves; Piciformes; Picidae. Gene Ontology annotation, biological process: proteolysis. Gene Ontology annotation, molecular function: metalloendopeptidase activity.
CCGCCUCCGCCCUCUUUCCCCUGCCGCUGCCCGCCCGCCUGGCCCCACGGGCACAGCCCGUCGGAGGUGAGGGAGCCGCGCUGCCCCCCGGCCGGCCGCCCCCCGCGCCGCUCCGGGGCGCUAUGAGCCAUGAAGCCGCCUGGCAGCAUCUCCCUGCGGCAGCCGCGCUGCGGCCGCCGCCUCUCCGCCGCCUGCCACCUCACGGUCCUGCAGCUUCUCCGUCGCCUCGUCUCGCUGCUUCUGCUCCUCCAUGGCUCAUCCUGUCUCCUGGCCCGCGCGGGCGCAACGGCCACCGACCUGCACUGGAAUGAAACAGCGGGCGGUAUAGAGGGAGUACUGGCAGAUGAAGAGAAUACAUUUGAAGAGAAUAAAAGCAGUAACAGUAGAAAUAACAGCUACAGUGGUGCAAUCCAGAAAGAAAUCACACUGCCUUCAAGAUUAAUUUAUUACAUUAAUAGAGACUCUGAAACCCCUUACCAUAUCCUGGAUACCAGGGCAAAGCACCAGCAGAAACACAACAAGGCUGUACAUCUGGCCCAGGCAAGUUUCCAGAUUGAGGCCUUUGGCUCCAAAUUCAUCCUUGACCUCACACUGAAUAAUGACUUGUUAUCUUCAAAUUAUGUGGAGAUUCACUAUGAAGAUGGAAAACCAAAGUUUUCUAAGGGUGGAGAGCAUUGCUACUACCAUGGAAGUAUCAGAGGUAUCAAGAAUUCUAAAGUUGCUCUUUCAACUUGCAAUGGACUUCAUGGCAUGUUUGAAGAUAGUACUUACUUGUACUUGAUAGAGCCAAUGGAUCUGACCCACAGUGCAGAAAGUAAAAGUAGGCCACAUAUCAUCCGAAGAACUUAUGGAACGCAAGCCUCCAAGCAUUUGCAAGACCUUGAGACUGAAUCUAGUUCUGAAUGGCCCUUUCUGUCUGAACUACAGUGGCUGAGGAGAAAGAGAAGAAAGAGAGCAGUAUCUCGUGGUAUCUUUGAAGAAAUGAAAUACCUGGAGCUCAUGAUAGUCAAUGAUCAUAAAAUGUUCAAAAAGCACCGUUCUUCAAAUGCAUACACAAACAAUUUUGCAAAGUCUGUGGUAAACCUUGUAGAUGCUAUAUACAAGGAACAGCUGAACACUAGGGUGGUUCUUGUUGCUGUGGAAACUUGGACAGACAAAGAUCGUAUUAAUAUUCACCCUGAUCCUCUGCAGAUGCUUCAUGAUUUCUCCAAAUACCGGCAGCACUACAUCAAACAGCAUGCUGAUGCUGUACACCUGUUAUCGAAUGUGACGUUUCAUUACAAAAGGAGUAGCUUGAGUUACUUUGGAGGGGUUUGCUCUGUGACCAGAGGAGUAGGAGUGAAUGAGUAUGGCCUCCCUUUGGCCAUGGCACAGGAACUAGCACAAAGUCUUGCUCAGAACCUUGGAAUACAAUGGGAGCCAGCUGCAAGGAAACCAAAGUGUGAUUGCACUGAAUCCUGGGGUGGUUGCAUCAUGGAGGAAACAGGGGUAUACCAUUCCAGGAAAUUCUCCAAAUGCAGCAUUGCAGAAUAUAAAGAAUUUUUACUUCGUGGGGGUGGUGCCUGUCUUUUCAACAGACCAACAAAGCUCUUUGAACCUACUGAGUGUGGAAAUGGAUAUGUAGAAGCAGGAGAAGAAUGUGAUUGUGGCUUUCGAAUGGAAUGCUAUGCAGACUGUUGUAAGAAGUGUUCUCUUUCUAAUGGAGCUCAUUGUAGUGAUGGACCCUGCUGUAAUACAUCAUGUCUUUUUUUCCCACGAGGCUAUGACUGUCGAUAUGCAGUGAAUGAAUGUGAUAUUGCAGAGUUCUGCACUGGAGAUUCUGGGCAGUGCCCACCAAAUCUUCAUAAACAAGAUGGGUAUGCCUGUGAUUCUAAUCAGGGUCGUUGCUAUAAUGGUGAAUGCAAGACCAGAGACAAUCAGUGCAAAUAUAUCUGGGGAUCUAAGUCUUCAGGAUCUGACAAAUUCUGUUAUGAAAAACUUAAUACAGAAGGCACUAAAAAGGGAAACUGUGGAAAAGAUGGAGACCGAUGGAUUCAGUGUAGCAAACAUGAUGUUUUCUGUGGCUUUUUGCUCUGUACUAAUCUUACUAGAGUUCCACGAGUUGGUCAAGUUCAAGGAGAAAUUACCCCAAAUUCUUUUUAUCAUCAAGGACGAAUAGUGGACUGCAGUGGUGCUCAUGUUCUUUUAGAUGAUGAUACAGAUUUAGGUUACGUGGAGGAUGGAGCUCCAUGUGGACCUCAAAUGAUGUGUCUGGACAAAAAGUGCCUGCCAAUUCAGUCCUUGAACAUAAGCAGCUGUCCCAUUGGUUCUAAUGGAAAAGUCUGUUCAGGUCAUGGGGUUUGUAGUAAUGAAGCCACUUGCAUUUGUAAUUUCUCCUGGGCUGGGACAGACUGCAGUAUUGAUGAUCCUAUCAGGGAUACUGGUACCAAGAAGGACGAGGGACCCAAGGGUCCUAGUGCCACCAAUCUUAUAAUAGGCUCCAUCGCUGGUGCCAUCCUGGUAGCAGCUAUUGUCCUUGGGGGGACAGGAUGGGGCUUUAAGUUAUCAGAUGUUUGUAUGAACAUACAGUACUGUGGUGUCAAGUCCAUGUCAAACAUUAAUGGAUGGACCACAGACUUACCUAGAUGUAACACACCAAGUUUUCAGCUGGUCUCUGCAGAUGCAUUUAGACCCCCCCAAAAGUUUCUGCAAGAAAUGUCAAAAAAAGAAGGUUUGAUCCAAGUCAGCAAGGCCCUAUCUGAAGAAGGGCCAUUCAAAAAGCUGCUUCUUGCACUACUGGAUUUUGGAUAUAACAUCUUUGGUGUAGCUGCACAGGAACUAAAUCAGCAAGGAAGAACAUGAGAAACAGUCACUAUAAAUACAGUGCUGGGAUGUUAGGAUUUGAGGUGGUAGAAGACUGUCCUUUUUGGAGAUAAGUUCAAAAUACUUCCUCUAUUCACUUUCUCUUGUUAACAGUAACUGACAAAUGUUACAAGCAAACUCCUUCAGAAUCAGGUGGGGUUUUUUUUCUUUCCUCAAAACAAAGGAGGAGACACAGUCCAAGUGCAAUAAGAGAACUGAUCCAAAACAAUGAAAUAGCAGGUAUUUUUUCCCCCCCAGCCUGCCAGCACUCUUAACUUCACUUGAGUUCGCAUGACUUCCUUUUUCUUAUCAAACUCCAGUGGCAUGAGGAGCUAAUUUUGAAAGGGUAACCUGCAUGGCUCACAUACAAACAACCAAACUAGCAAGCUGACUCCAAGCAGAAUCUGCAGCCCAAUAAAUGCAAACCCCAGGGAAGCCGAUGCCAGGCUCUGAUAGCUUUGCCAGCCACACAGUACCAUCUGUUGCUGGACUUCAGAGUUCCCUGCUCUGUGAGCUUGCUGUCCACUUUGUUUUGGUCUCCUGGGCCAGGAGUCUGCUGGGUAUGGAAGUAUCAAGUGAUGGAUGCAAUUCUUCCAAGAAGGAAAAAGUGUAAAUAUGGAAAUAAGAUUUUGACGUAUCAUUUUCACAGAUUAUAUAUAAAUAUAUGUAUGGGAGAAAAGGAUUUCCCUAUAAAAAGGUUCUAUUCUUUAUGUAAAUCUAUUUUUGAUGUUGGGGUUUGUUUUGAGUUUUUUUGCUCCCCUUUUUCUGUGUAGCAUGUUGUACAGCGGAUGUUCUGGGCUUGCUCAAAGGCGGCAGAUAAUAGCAUGCAGAUACAGGGAGUUCUGACACCAAAUAGAUGUGAGCUAAAGUUUGUAUGCUUGAAACCAAAAACAAAUUAAAAUGUAUAAAUGCAUAUCUAUGUAUUGACUGUAAGUCUGGAUUACUUUUUUUGGCUGUUAUGCAGUUUGCCACAAUACAAUGUAAGAUAAGUGACACUCUCAAACUGAUCACAAAAGUGCCAAGCUAUCUCUCUUUAUUUUUCUUUCUAAACUAUAGCCACUUUUUUUUUUCCUGUCUACAUCCUGUGAAAUAAAAACUUAAAUACGCCUUAAAAUAUUCACAAUAUGUUAAAACCUUGGAAUGAGUUACUUUUCUCUUGCCUUCUGCCCACCUAUCCAAAGGAGCUUGCAAAUGUGACUGACAUUUCUAACUCACUCCCUGUAUCUUCUGGAUGCAUAUCACUUUUCCAAGUGUAAUGCAAAAUUAAUACUGUGACUCUUGGCUACUGAGAGCUGGUUACCAUCACAAAGUGUUCAAAACCCCAUGUCAUUUUAGGGGCUUGUGUGCUGUGAUUGCUUUUUAGAUACACUUUGUGUACAUACACAGGGUUUUGCAGUGCUGGGCAGCAGAACUAUUGCCCCAACCACUAGGCUUGCCUGGGUGUAUUUGGCUUGAGAAGUGUAUGAAAAGUUUUGACCUCCCUUAAAGUAUAGAACUGUACAGUCUGGCCUAUCCUUUUCAUCUCAAUUUAAAACUUGGAUAAUCCAGUUUGUCUUAGUGAAGUGACCUGAAAAAUUCAUUGCUGCAUCUGAUAAUCAGAACUUAAAACUUUUGCCAUUUUGGAUUUAAUUUAAAAGGUGGAUAUUAGUGACAAUGGAAGUGAAUUGCUUACUCCAGCUUUUUCAGUGGAAAUCCAUUAUCUGAGUUAGCUUUAAGAGCCAAAACAGUAAGAAAAUGCUGCAGAUUUCCUGUGACUUACAAAGUUCCAUUUAGAUUAAAUUUCUUACUAUGAUAAUGGUCAAUCCGACAGUCUCGCAAGAGAACUACAUUAUAUUCUUUCAGUUGACAGUUAUUGUUUGAUGUUUUUAAACAGCUUUAACAUAAUCACAUUAACACUUACUAUGGUAUGAGUUAACGGUGCUGCAUACAGGUAGUCAACACUGGUACAUAUUGUAACUCUUACCCUGAAAAAUUCCUGCCUGGCUUCAAGCAGAACGAAGUUAGUGACGACGCUUUCACGGCAAACCAAAAAUACUUACAACUGUAUUAUUGUCCUCUAAAAGUACUUUGCCUGGGAGCAUAAUCCCUGUAUUUGUUAGGGUUCUGCUUCCAAAGCAAGUGUUACCCACAACUAAAACACUAGAAGUUACCAAAAAAAUAAGUAAAAUCAACUGGAUAUACAUAAACUACCUGUGUAAUAAACCUUUGAGAGGCAUUUCACAAACAGCAUUGUUAGUGUGUGAUGUGAUGUUUUAAAAUCAGACCACAGUGGUCCCCAACUACUAUGUACAUAUGUCCAAUGCUGGAGUAACUUUUUUAUUUACACCAGCAGUUUCAUAGGCAUUAUGAUUUCUUGACUGAAUUUUUGCUCCACUCAUCAGCCACUGUGUGUAUGUGGAAGAACACAAUUUGCUUUCUGCCCUGUGUGUACAGAACACAAGUGACAGCACGGCUUAGUGCAGGCGCAGGCUGAAGUGCUUUCUGUGGUGGUAGACAAUUAAAAACCUGUCAGUUUUCUAUAUCUCUGCUGUGCUUUGGGAAGUACAUCUGUAUUUACUGUUAAUUUUUGCAUCACAAAACAUCAGCAGCGGAAGACCUGGUCAGCACUGCCUCCACUUCAUCCACUAUGCGUUUGCUCCAUUAUUUAUCUAUUCACCUGGACAAGAAACUAUGGUAAUGCUAUAGCUCAUUCCAGUUCACUGCAUGGUCUCACUGAUUUGAUCUGAAGUCUGCUAGGCAAAUUAACAACUGUAUAGGUGCAUGUUAAAAGAAACAGAUUACUUAAGGCUGGAGUUCAACCAAUUUUUCUUUACUAUGCAAAGAUGGGUAUUGCACAAACAAUUUUAAGACAAAUGUCUGAGGAAAUGCCAUAGAAUACUUGAAGUUGCUUUUUAAACCUAAAUCAGUCAUGUUUUAUAUUCAUUAUUGCUUCCACUGUUACACUUCCUUUAAAAAUGAUUUGUAAUUAUUUUUUUAAGUGCACAACUUGAUGUUAUAUAUCAAUUUUUGUUUGAAUACUCAUUCAUAUCUUGUUGGCUGCUAAUGAAUGGAAAUUCAGUAGUCCUUGUUCUGCAUCUUAGCAAGAUGAGUAUUAAAAAUGUCAUGAACAUGGAAUGGAGUAGUUUGAUUUCAAAU